Cercocebus atys (sooty mangabey) is the source of this 4509-nucleotide messenger RNA. It is a transcript of the gene SCAP, whose product is annotated as SREBF chaperone. The transcript is spliced from 21 exons. Lineage: Eukaryota; Metazoa; Chordata; Mammalia; Primates; Cercopithecidae. Gene Ontology annotation, cellular component: endoplasmic reticulum membrane; Golgi membrane. Gene Ontology annotation, molecular function: protein binding; sterol binding. Bases 675 to 4370 code for a protein of 1231 amino acids. The record is from RefSeq and is a predicted model, not a curated record. Gene Ontology annotation, biological process: SREBP signaling pathway.
UGUGCGUUGGCUGAAGGCCUCUCUCAAUUCCUUGCCACAUAGGCCUUCCCUGAGCAGCUCGCAGUGUGGUGGCUGGUUUCAUCAGAGUGGUGGCUCCCAAAAGAACGGGGCCAGGGUGGGAGAAGGAGUCAUAGUCUUUUGUAACCUAAUUGGAAGAGUGAUUUCUUAUUGCUGUGGCUGUAUUUGUUUGUCAGAGGCAGAUCAUUAGGUCCAGCCCACUCUUAAGGGGAUGGGAUUACACAAGGGCAUGAGCACCAGGAGGUGUGGACUGCUGGGGACUGUGUUAGAAGGCUGCCUGCCACAGCCUCUCACUGUUAAGAGUCUUUUGCCUAGGGGCAUCUGGACCCCACUGGCCCUUACUUCCUCCAUCACCCACUCAAGAUACCAGUGUUUCUAUGUCCAUUUCUCUCUUGAAUAUUAAGUAGAGACUGUGGGAGCUCAGCACAGUGAGUGUGGGCCCUGCCCACCUCUUCCUUACCAGGUUAGUGCUCCUUCCCUGCUCAGGCCUGUGUGAGCUUCUGGUCACAGCCUGUGGUGGCCAGCUCCAUCCAGGUGCCUCUGUACCUCCCAGCAGCUUUUAGUGGCUGAGUGUGGUACAGAAGACAAAGUGGACGAGGCCUUUUGUCCCCAGAGCCCUCACUAAGGCACAGCCACAUCAAGUUCACAAGGCUCAGAUGGUUGCCUCUGGUUCCUUUGUGCCCAGGGUCCCAGGAGGCAUUAACUUGCUCUGCUUGCUCAGCAUCUUGGCCCUUGCCUAUGCUGUAACCUGGAGUACUGCGUCGUAUGUGGGUGCCCCGGUGGCUUACGUCCAGCAGAUAUUUGUGAAAUCCUCAGUGUUUCCCUGGCACAAGAACCUCCUGGCAGUAGAUGUAUUUCGUUCACCUUUGUCCCGGGCUUUCCAACUGGUGGAGGAGAUCCGGAACCACGUGCUGAGAGACAGCUCUGGGACCAGGAGCUUGGAGGAGUUGUGUCUGCAAGUGACCGACCUGCUGCCAGGCCUCAGGAAGCUCAGGGACCUACUCCCUGAGCAUGGAUGCCUGCUGCUGUCCCCUGGGAAUUUCUGGCAGAAUGACCGGGAACGCUUCCAUGCUGAUCCUGACAUCAUUGGGACCAUCCACCAGCACGAGCCUAAAACCCUGCAGACUUCAGCCACACUCAAAGACUUGUUGUUUGGUGUUCCCGGGAAGUACAGCGGGGUGAGCCUCUACACCAGGAAGAGGAUGGUCUCCUACACCAUCACCCUGGUCUUCCAGCGCUACCAUGCCAAGUUCCUGGGCAGCCUGCGUGCCCGCCUGAUGCUUCUGCACCCCAGCCCCAACUGCAGCCUUCGGGCGGAGAGCCUGGUCCACGUGCACUUCAAGGAGGAGAUUGGUGUUGCUGAGCUCAUCCCCCUUGUGACCACCUACAUCAUCUUGUUUGCCUACAUCUACUUCUCCACGCGGAAGAUCGACAUGGUCAAGUCCAAGUGGGGGCUGGCCCUGGCCGCCGUGGUCACAGUGCUCAGCUCGCUGCUCAUGUCUGUGGGACUCUGCACACUCUUCGGCCUGACGCCCACCCUCAAUGGCGGCGAGAUUUUCCCCUACCUUGUGGUGGUUAUUGGGUUAGAGAACGUGUUGGUGCUCACCAAGUCCGUGGUCUCAACCCCGGUAGACCUGGAGGUGAAGCUGCGGAUCGCCCAAGGCCUAAGCAGCGAGAGCUGGUCCAUCAUGAAGAACAUGGCCACGGAGCUGGGCAUCAUCCUCAUUGGCUACUUCACCCUAGUGCCUGCCAUCCAGGAGUUCUGUCUCUUUGCCGUCGUGGGGCUGGUGUCUGACUUCUUCCUUCAGAUGCUGUUUUUCACCACUGUCCUGUCCAUUGACAUUCGCCGGAUGGAGCUAGCGGACCUGAACAAGCGGCUGCCCCCUGAGGCCUGCCUACCCUCAGCCAAGCCAGUGGGGCAGCCAACGCGCUACGAGCGGCAGCUGGCUGUGCGGCCGUCCACACCCCACACCAUCACGUUGCAGCCGUCUUCCUUCCGAAACCUGCGGCUCCCCAAGAGGCUGCGUGUUGUCUACUUCCUGGCCCGCACCCGCCUGGCACAGCGUCUCAUCAUGGCUGGCACCGUUGUCUGGAUUGGCAUCCUGGUAUACACAGACCCAGCAGGGCUGCGCACCUACCUCGCUGCCCAGGUGACGGAACAGAGCCCACUGGGUGAGGGAGCCCUGGCUCCCAUGCCCGUGCCUAGUGGCAUGCUGCCCGCCAGCCACCCGGACCCUGCCUUCUCCAUCUUCCCACCUGAUGCCCCUAAGCUACCUGAGAACCAGACAUCACCAGGCGAGCCACCUGAGCAUGGAGGUCCAGCAGAGGUUGUCCAUGACAGCCCAGUCCCAGAGGUAACCUGGGGGCCUGAGGAUGAGGAACUUUGGAGGAAAUUGUCCUUCCGCCACUGGCCGACACUCUUCAGCUAUUACAACAUCACACUGGCCAAGAGGUACAUCAGCCUGCUGCCCGUCAUCCCAGUCACACUCCGCCUGAACCCGAGGGAGGCCCUGGAGGGCCGGCACCCUCAGGAUGGCCGCAGUGCCUGGCCCCCACCGGGGCCCAUACCUGCUGGGCACUGGGAAGCGGGACCCAAGGGCCCAGGUGGGGUGCAGGCCCAUGGAGACGUCACACUGUACAAGGUGGCGGCACUGGGUCUAGCCGCGGGCAUUGUGUUGGUGCUGCUGCUGCUCUGCCUGUACCGCGUGCUGUGCCCGCGCAACUACGGGCAGCCGGGCAGCGGGCCCGGGCGGCGGAGGCGCGGAGAGCUGCCCUGCGACGACUACGGCUAUGCACCACCUGAGACGGAGAUUGUGCCGCUGGUCCUGCGCGGCCACCUCAUGGAUAUCGAGUGCCUGGCCAGCGACGGCAUGCUGCUGGUGAGCUGUUGCCUGGCAGGCCACGUCUGUGUGUGGGACGCACAGACCGGGGAUUGCCUCACGCGUAUCCCGCGCCCAGGCAGGCAGCGCCGGGACAGUGGCGUGGGCAGCGGGCUUGAGGCUCAGGAGAGCUGGGAACGACUUUCAGAUGGUGGGAAGGCUGGCCCAGAGGAGCCUGGGGACAGCCCUCCCCUGAGACACCGCCCCCGGGACCCUCCACCGCUUUCCCUCUUCGAGGACCAGCCUGACCUCACCUGCUUAAUUGACACCAACUUUUCGGCACAGCCACAGCCCUCACAGCCCACUCAGCCUGAGCCCCGGCACCGGGCGGUCUGUGGCCGCGCUCGGGACUCCCUAGGCUAUGACUUCAGCCGCCUGGUGCAGCGCGUGUACCAGGAGGAGGGGCUGGCGGCUGUCUGCACACCAGCCCUGCGCCCACCCUCGCCUGGGCCGGUGCUGCCCCAGGCCCCUGAGGACGAGGGUGGCUCCCCUGAGAAAGGCUCCCCUUCCCUUGCCUGGGCCCCCAGUGCGGAGGGUUCCAUCUGGAGCUUGGAGCUGCAGGGCCACCUCAUCGUGGUGGGGCGGAGCAGCGGCCGGCUGGAGGUGUGGGACGCCAUUGAAGGGGUGCUGUGCUGCAGCAGCGAGGAGGUCUCCUCAGGCAUUACUGCUCUGGUCUUCUUGGACAAAAGGAUUGUGGCUGCGCGGCUCAACGGUUCCCUUGAUUUCUUCUCCUUGGAGACCCACACUGCCCUCAGCCCCCUGCAGUUUAGAGGGACCCCAGGGCGGGGCAGUUCCCCUGCCUCUCCAGUGUACAGCAGCAGUGACACAGUGGCCUGUCGCCUGACCCACACAGUGCCCUGUGCACACCAAAAACCCAUCACAGCCCUGAAAGCCGCUGCCGGGCGCUUGGUGACUGGGAGUCAAGACCACACGCUAAGAGUAUUCCGUCUGGAGGACUCAUGCUGCCUCUUCACCCUUCAGGGCCACUCAGGGGCCAUCACGACUGUGUACAUUGACCAGACCAUGGUGCUGGCCAGUGGAGGACAAGAUGGGGCCAUCUGCCUGUGGGAUGUACUGACUGGCAGCCGGGUCAGCCAUGUGUUUGCUCACCGUGGGGAUGUCACUUCCCUCACCUGUACCACCUCCUGUGUCAUCAGCAGUGGCCUGGAUGACCUCAUCAGCAUCUGGGACCGCAGCACAGGCAUCAAGUUCUACUCCAUUCAGCAGGAUCUGGGGUGUGGUGCAAGCUUGGGUGUCAUCUCAGACAACCUGCUGGUGACCGGCGGCCAAGGCUGUGUCUCCUUUUGGGACCUAAACUACGGGGACCUGUUACAGACAGUCUACCUGGGGAAGAACAGUGAGGCCCAGCCUGCCCGCCAGAUCCUGGUGCUGGACAACGCUGCCAUUGUCUGCAACUUUGGCAGUGAGCUCAGCCUGGUGUAUGUGCCCUCCGUGCUGGAGAAGCUGGACUGAGCAUGGGGCCUCCCUGCCCAGGCAGCGGUCUGGGGUGCUGUGUGGGGGCCAAUGCACUGAACCUGGACUUGGGGGAAAGAGCCGAGUAUCUUCCAGCCGCUGCCUCCUGACUGUAAUAUUAAACUUUUUUAAAAAACCA